GCACCUUAGGGUCUCGAGGCGCGUGAGCGUCGCCUCCACGACAUGCAGGCAGUCGGCCCACUGCGUCAUCGACAUGGGCAUGCGGUCGGCGGCCUUUCCGGGCGCGAUCUUUCGAAACUCGAAACCUUCGGCCCUUUUCACUUGGCGAUUUCCGGCGCUUGGAUCACCUUUGCCAUGAGCGUCGACGGCCCAGCGUACAUGGUGCUGCCGCACGAAGCUGAAGCCAUGGUCGAGCAGCUGCGCGUUCUCGAACUCGACGCCAUGGGCGCGAACGACUGGAUGCGCUACCACGGCGACGUCGAGAAGCUCAAUCUGCAGGCGCACCAAAGCGCCAAGCAAAAGGCCGACAAUUUUGUCGUUGAAGCGCUCUUGACGUUCAAGAAGCUCGACGUGCUCGUGCAGAACCUCCUGACGACCGAGCUCUGGGCCGACCAUGUCUUCCCACACGUCGCCGCCAGCGACGUCUCGGACGCCGCGUCGCUCCGCACCUACUUUCUCCUGUACCACGAAGCCGUCGUGUGCAACCUCCUCGAAGUCGCCUUCUUCCACGAACACGUCUUCGAGGCGCUCGACGAUGACAGCCUCGUCGAGGUGCUCGACUACGCCAUGCGCAAGGUCACGUGGCUUCUCUCGACGCCGCGCGACGUCUUCAAGACGCAGACGACGUUCCAUAAAGCUGGCGCCGCGAUCGUCGCCGAGCUCAGUAGCGCGUCGCGGGCCGCCGUGCAAUGCGUCACGAUCCUUCGGUAUUUUUGCGAGCGCGUGCACGUCUUGUCACUGACCUUGCUGACGCGUCUCCUCGACAAGCACGACGUGCUUUUGUCGCUGGUCGCGCUCAUUGAGAACCCGCCGUGGACGUACAAGGACGAGGCUAAGUGGAAAAAGUUCCACGAGCAAAAGUGGGUCGUCGUGCCCACCACGGACCUCCUCGCACUCACGACCACCGAGGCGCAGCCGUGGCUCGGGGUCUACUUCCUCACUUGCUCCAAAGUCUCGCGCGACCAGUACCAGCUCACGUCCUUUCGCAAGUCGCAGCUCCUCCGCGUGCGCAAGUACCUCAACGACGUGCUCGUGGACCAGCUCCCGCUGCUCACCGACGUCCAGCGGUUUCUGGACGAGCUCGCAAUCGUCAACUUGCCGUCGUCGUCGCAGGUCAUGAGCCAAACGCGGCUCGUGCUUGAGGCUGUCCCGAUGUUGCGUGCACAGCUCCAGCGGCGCUACAAGGGUAAGCACGAAGAGAUCGCGGCGCAGUACCUCGCCGCCUGUCGCCAGCUGAGCCGACAGGACGACAUGGCGUACUUGGCCGACGUGUACAACAUGGACGGUCUCGACGACCUACUCGACGACACGGUUGGCGCCCCAAAGAAGCAGCAGUCGCCAGCGGAGGAAAUGCCACCAGCGGUCAAGGCACCGACGCUGUGUGACAAGCCAGUGGAGGUCACGAUCGCACUCGUUGUCAAGACAAAUCCGUCCAUCAAGAUCGUCGAGCUCGGAGCACACGAUGACGUUCACAUUGGCGUGGCGGUCGACGCGAGCUCCGAGACGCGUGUCGAGACGACGCAUGGACCGUACUUCCGUUUUGGCUUGACGCAACCACCGACGGGAACCGCGGUGCCGUUGCACGCCGUCGUCGACGCCACGAUCGUACUCGCCACCGGCAAUAAAGUUCAACUGCACUGCGCCGACGUGGCACUGGAGCCCCCCACCGAUGGACCGUCAGUCUGCUGGCGGCAGGCGGGCACGCUCGACGACGGCCACGGCAUCCUCCAAAUGCAGUUCAAGUGGGACAGUGCGCUGGACGCCUUUGUCGUUGGGUCGCUCUUUCUGUCGCUGCCGGCCGACAAGUAGUCGCAAUUCCACGUGUAUAAAUGAAUAUAUUGACUUUGAUUUCCUAA
Saprolegnia diclina VS20 is the source of this 1895-nucleotide messenger RNA. RefSeq lists its product as hypothetical. The coding region runs from base 43 to 1848 and encodes 601 amino acids. NCBI's taxonomy places the organism in Eukaryota, Oomycota, Saprolegniomycetes, Saprolegniales, Saprolegniaceae. Gene Ontology annotation, cellular component: cytoplasm. The record is from RefSeq and is a predicted model, not a curated record. The transcript is spliced from 3 exons.